AUGAAUUAUGCUUAUGAUAGCGUAGAACGAGAAUUAAAAAAGGAUUUAUUUCGUCAUUUGGUGCGGGCUAAAUAUACUAAUUCUUCCGAAGUUUCUCGGAAUUUAAUUACCCAAUUUACGGAUGAUUUGGAUGAAAUUGCAUAUAGUAUCUGGUUUAUUCCUAACCGUUUAAUUUAUGUAGCCUUCACUAUAUUUUUCUUACUUACUUUUGACUUUAAUUUUGGGGGAAAAGGAACUAUCCUGCCACUCUUGGCCAUUUUGUUAGGGUUGUUUGUGGUAUUGUUGGUGGUGGAAAUGAUGCUCUUUAAAAGAGCCAGCAAAUUAAAUCUAGCGGCCAAAAAAAGGCAAGAAGAGGACAAUAAAAUCAUUUACGAACGAAUUAAUAAUUUAGAGUAUAUUAAGGCAGUGUCAGGGGAAAGUUAUGAAGAGAAAAAAGUUGGUCGGCAGUUGGACUCAACUUUUCGCCAGAACAAAAAAUCACUCUGGUAUAGCACAAUGUUUAAGGCAAUUCCUCAAUAUGUAAUUAUUCCGAAUAUUCCCAUUAUUUUUAUGGCCUCGACUCUCGUUUUUUACUCCUCAAAUCCAAAAAUGGGUUCAGUGUUCUUAACUGCUAAUUUUGUUCGAUACUUUUUUUCAGUAAGAAAUUUAAAUAAUGAAGUUAAUAAAAUAAUUGAGGCCAUGCUGACUUUGGAUGAACUUUCCAGUAGCCUAACCAUUGUGAAUGAGAGUGCCAAAACUUUAAAUCGUCGAGUUAUUCCGGCUGAGCCAAGCACUCCUGUUCCAAGGCUUCCGUUCCAGAAUGGUGAUUUAAUUUUUCAAGGGGUAGUGUUUGCCUAUCCCAAACGACCCCAACAAGAUAUUUUGCGAAAUUUUUCUUUCACUUUUCAGCAAGGAAAUAUCUAUGGCAUUGCGGGAAAAAAUGGGAUUGGGAAAAGCACUAUCACCAAAACCACUCUCAAACUUUAUGAACUAAAAAAGGGGCAGAUUUUUAUCGGAGAACAUAAUAUCCGUGAAAUAGAUACGAUUAACCUCCACCAACACAUUUGCUACCAGACUAACCGCCCGACCUUUUUUCGAAUGAGUAUCGCCGAAAAUGUUUGUUAUCCUAAUCAAUACGACCAAAAAGACUAUGAUAAAUUAGUGCGAGCGGCUAAAAAAGUUGGCAUUUACGAAUUUAUUACUAAACUGCCGCAGGGAUUUAAUACCGUUUUAAGGGAGGGGGGGAGUGACCUUUCCGAAGGACAGAAACAACAAAUUUCAGCCAUCAAAAUGUUUAUUAAUGAUUAUGAUAUUUACAUUUUAGAUGAGAUAUUAAGUAAUGUUCACCCGAAUUUGAAAGGAGUGAUUUUAGAUAACAUUUUUGCAAGGUUGAAAGGCAAAACAGUGCUGGUAAUUGACCACCAUUACGAAAUAUUUCAAUAUGUUAACUACAUUUACCAAUUUACGGGGGAAAAAUUAAUUAGAAAAGAUAAACAAGAGUUUUUAGAAAAUAAUUAA
This is a messenger RNA of Funneliformis geosporum, 1497 nucleotides long. The record is from the annotation of a GenBank genome assembly. NCBI's taxonomy places the organism in Eukaryota, Fungi, Glomeromycota, Glomeromycetes, Glomerales, Glomeraceae.